GAAAUCAUACUUUACAGUUUCAAUAUUUAUCUUUAAGGUAUCUCAAAUCAUUAUCCGAAGGACUUGCGACUUGACGAAGCCAUAGACCCAAUCAUGUCUAAGUUAGAAACAGCGAUGGAUACGCUAAUCUCCGUUUUCCAUACGUACUCUGAGCGCGAAGGGGACAAAGAGAAGCUGAGUAAGAGAGAGCUGAAAGAUCUUCUACAGAAUGAGCUGGGGGAAUUCCUUGAGACCCAGAAAGAUGCUUCUUCUGUAGACAAGAUUAUGAAAGAACUGGAUGAGAAUGGAGAUGGUGAGGUGGACUUUCAGGAGUUCGUUAUUUUGGUGGCUUCCCUUACAGUGGCUUGCAACUCCUUCCUCUCUGAGAACUCAUGAGCUCUGGGAUCUACUGUAGACUGAGAACUGUUAUAUAAUACAAAAACUUUAUCUCUGAUUAAAAAUCUUACAAUUGUC
Molecule: messenger RNA, 453 nt
Organism: Pelobates fuscus (common spadefoot toad)
Lineage: Eukaryota; Metazoa; Chordata; Amphibia; Anura; Pelobatidae
Gene: S100A1
Product: S100 calcium binding protein A1
Exons: 2
Coding region: 94-375 (93 amino acids)
Cellular component (GO): cytoplasm
Molecular function (GO): calcium ion binding; calcium-dependent protein binding
Source: RefSeq, a predicted model, not a curated record